AUGCCCAGAAACCACGACUCAUCAAAAGCCAAACGGAGCUCCCGACACACCCAGUUCACAAUCAUCAUGCAAACCACCAGCAACAAAAUGGAAAGAAAAUACCCCUUAAUCCAACCAGAAAGCCACAACCCCCGACCACGCCUCCAACUCGUCUUCCCAGAAACCCAAAAACAAGUCUUCACAGCCUACAUCGGCAUCCAACACCACAAACAACCCACCCUUACAAAAGAAGAAACCUUGGAACAACUAUCAGCACCACACUCCGCAAUAAGCAUCUGUCUCACACACCACACCCCAAGCUCAACAGAGCAAUUCCUCCUCCUAGACGAUAUUCUCACCACAACCAGACGAAGACACACAUCAAUAAUCUGGAGCUGCUACUGGACCUCAGAACAAGAAUACAAAACCGCACUCGCAGCACUAGACCUCGUAUCCAUACAUGCAUCGUUGCCGGAUCCAAUAAAACCGCACAUCGGACUCUGGAAGGAAACAUUCGUCUCAGACACCGGCCGUCUCGAGACAGUCUAUUCAAAAUCAGAUUAUUUACCCGGACUUGCACAGUUGCCGGGGACGUGGUUGAAGGAGCAUGUGAAUACGGGGUACUGGGGUGCAGCACGGGAUCGGAUUCCUGAUUCCGCUAAGGAUUUAUUUCAUGAAUGCUCAUCACACGCCCAUGAAUCCUCAUCCAACACCUCCCUGAGCCUCAACCUGCCAGUGGAUAUCGGGCUAGGCGUCUCGAUUACAGCCACGAAUCCGAACAAUAUAGUCCACAUCCGCUCGGGACAAUACUGGGCACUCUGCACACCCGACGAAAAAACAGCGUACACGGGAACCCUCGAGCUGAAACUCAGAACUGGAUUAGAGCAUCUAUGGGGGUCUGAGAGUGGUGCUUGGGGUGUGCGGUACUUGCGGAACAUUACCACUACACCCGCAACUACAUACAGUCAUAUCCUACUAGACCCCAAUCAGCCACUUGAAAUGCAAGAGCUGCAAGAAUCCUGCGUAACAGCAUUCUUCAAAUCCCUCACGCACCUCGAAACCUGGGCGUCGAAACACCCAUCUCAUCUAGCGAUUCACGCCGGGGCCGUGAGGCAUGCGCGGCGAUUCGGGGAUGGGAGGAAGUUUCGGACUUGGCAUGAGGUUUCUGUUUUACGGGCGGGAGAUAUCGGGGUUGAAUACGUCAAUUGUCUUCCUGGAACGGGGGUGGGAAUUAAGGACAUGGUUGGGGUUGAGGUUGGGGAGUUAUAG
Messenger RNA from Penicillium argentinense, 1248 nucleotides. RefSeq names its product phenylacetaldoxime dehydratase family protein. Bases 1 to 1248 code for a protein of 415 amino acids. The transcript has a single exon. The record is from RefSeq and is a predicted model, not a curated record. NCBI's taxonomy places the organism in Eukaryota, Fungi, Ascomycota, Eurotiomycetes, Eurotiales, Aspergillaceae.